This is a messenger RNA of Sinocyclocheilus anshuiensis, 5207 nucleotides long. Its product is annotated as ras-specific guanine nucleotide-releasing factor 2-like. Bases 311 to 3871 code for a protein of 1186 amino acids. Gene Ontology annotation, biological process: Ras protein signal transduction. Gene Ontology annotation, molecular function: guanyl-nucleotide exchange factor activity. The transcript has 26 exons. The record is from RefSeq and is a predicted model, not a curated record. Gene Ontology annotation, cellular component: plasma membrane. Lineage: Eukaryota; Metazoa; Chordata; Actinopteri; Cypriniformes; Cyprinidae.
UCUCGGUCGUGAUUCUGUUGAACCGUCUGUUCACUGGCGCUAUUUUUGUUUUACGUCGGUGCGCGCAUUUUAGACAUUAUUUUUUUUAUAUUUGUUGACUUUCUGAAGUGUGUUUUUGCUUGCUUUGUUACGCGCGCACUCCUUCGGGAUAUCGCUGUGCGUAAUUACGCGUUACUCGCGUCUGGGAACUCCUUUACGCACAGCAUCAGCGCUUUCGGCUGGACUUUAGAUCAUCAUCAUCAUCAUCUCUGGCUGCUGUGUCUGAGGAGGAGGAGGAUGAUGGGUUCAGUGUGACAGUCAGGGCUGUAAGAUGCAGAAGAGCGUGCGUUAUAAUGAAGGGCACGCGCUCUAUCUGUCCAUGGUAGCGCGUAAAGAGGGAAUCAAACGCGGGUUCUUGAGUAAAAAAGCCGCAGAAAACAACCGCUGGAACGAGAAGUACUUCGCGCUUUACCAGAAUGUGCUGUUUUGCUUUGAGAACGAGCAGAGCACCAGACCAUCAGGGAUUUAUUUGCUGGAGGGAUGCACCUGCGAGAGGAUCCCGGCGCCCAAAGUGUCCACCGUCGGGAAAGAGAGUUCAGAUAAACAGCAGAUUGUCGUUCUGAAUAAAACACAAGAGCGAAUGUUGCCCUAUCAGUCCAAUCAAGAGGAAGAAGUUCCAGAUAUCAAGAAAAUCAAGAAGGUGCAAAGCUUCAUGCGUGGUUGGCUGUGCAGAAGGAAGUGGAAGAUCAUCGUGCAGGACUACAUCUGCUCACCUCACGCCGAGAGCAUGAGAAAGAGAAACCAGAUCGUCUUUAACAUGGUGGAGGCCGAGACGGAGUACGUGCUCCAGCUCUCCAUCCUGGUCAACUGCUUCCUGCGGCCGCUCAGGAUGGCGGCCAGCUCCAAAAAACCCCCCAUUAGUCAUGACGAUGUCAGCAGCAUCUUCCUCAAUAGUGAGACGAUAAUGUUUCUCCAUGAGAUAUUCCAUCAAGGCUUGAAGGCUCGGAUAGCCAACUGGCCAACUUUAUUGUUAGCGGAUCUCUUCGACAUCUUGCUGCCGAUGCUGAACAUUUAUCAGGAGUUUGUGCGAAACCAUCAGUACAGUUUGCAGGUUCUGGCCAACUGUAAACAGAACCGGGACUUUGACAAGCUUCUGAAGCAGUAUGAAGCCAACGCCGCCUGUGAGGACCGAAUGCUGGAAACCUUCCUCACCUACCCCAUGUUUCAGAUCCCGCGGUACAUCAUCACCCUUCAUGAGCUCCUCGCCCACACGCCUCAUGAACAUGUGGAGCGCAAGAGUCUGGAGUUUGCCAAAUCCAAACUUGAGGAACUGUCCAAAAUGAUGCACGAUGAAGUGAGUGACACAGAAAACAUCCGUAAGAAUCUGGCGAUCGAGCGAAUGAUUGUGGAGGGCUGUGAUAUUCUGCUGGACACCAGUCAGACGUUUGUACGGCAGGGCUCUCUGAUUCAGCUGCCCUCCGUGGAGAAGGGUAAACUGAGUAAGGUGCGUCUGGGCUCGCUGUCGCUCAGGAAAGAAGCCGAACGCCAGUGUUUCCUGUUCACCAAACACUUCCUCAUCUGCACACGCACCUCCGGCGGCAAACUGCACCUGCUCAAACAGGGAGGCAUGUUGUCUCUGAUAGAGUGUGCGCUUAUCGAGGAGCUGGACGCCAAUGAUGAAGACUAUAAUGCUGCUGGUCAGGGAUUCAAUCGUCUGGAGUUUAAAAUAGUGGUUGAACCUGCUGAUGGUCCGUCGUUUGCAGUCGUUCUGCUCGCUCCGUCUCGGCAGGAGAAAGCAGCCUGGACCAGCGACAUGAGCCAGUGCAUUGACAACAUUCGCUGCAAUGGCUUGAUGACCAGCGUGUUUGAGGACAACUCCAAAGUCACCGUGCCGCACAUGAUCAAGUCUGACGCCCGACUGCAUAAAGACGAUGUGGACAUCUGCUUCAGUAAGACGCUGAACUCCUGCAAGGUGCCACAGAUCCGUUACGCCAGCGUGGAGAGACUCCUGGAACGGCUGACCGACCUGCGCUUCCUGUCCAUCGACUUCCUCAACACCUUCCUCCACACCUACCGCAUCUUCACCACCGCUGCUGUCGUCAUGGACAAACUCUCCGACAUCUACAAGAAACCCUUCACGUCUUUACCGGUCAGGGCUCAGUAUCAGUCGUCCGACCGUUUGUCCAUCACCUCCAUCUGUCCAGACUACAGCCUGAAGAUCACAAGGCUUGCACUGGACCAGUCCAAGUCCCUCGAGCGUUUCUUCGCCACAAACCAAGGCCCCUGGAGCGGAGAGCACCUGAACAACAAAUCCCCCAAUCUGUCUCGCAAGUUCUCUUCUCCUCUGCCCGUCUCCAUCCCCUCGCGCACCUCUUCCCCCAUCCACCCGCGGAAGCUGUCCCUCAGCUCUCCUGUGAGCUGUAAGGGUGGAGCUCUGGACCUGUCGACGGCCACUUCUUCUGCGGCCAGCAGCCCGAUGUCUCCCUACACCCCCGGCAUCACCUCCCCUCCACCCACCUGCACCAGGGCCCCUCUGGACCUCAGCCGGGGCCCCAGCUCCCCCGAGCUCAGCCCCUCCACCCCAGAGGAGAGCGGGGAGCUGCCACGUAUAGAUGCCUUCUGUGGGAAGCUGCGACGGAGUAUUCGACGAGCUGUACUGGAGUCAGUAUCAUUGGAUAAGUUCAUUCCUGAGACGACCACGUCCAGUGAUUCAGGAGACAUGUCUCCAUGUCGUUCACCGUCCACCCCGCGACACCUCCGCUACCGAAUGUCUGCAGGUCAGUCUCCCGAUAGCUCCCGCUGUGCCGUGUCCCCCGCGUCCGCCUUCGCCACCGCCACCGCCGCAGCUGGACACAGCAGCCCGCAAGGAUUUACCAACCCUGAGAAAUCCUACGACAAGGAGUUCCUCAUCCGCAGGGCCGCUACCAACAGGGUGCUCAACGUCCUGCGCCACUGGGUUUCCAAACACUCGCAGGACUUUGAGAUGAACGCAGAGCUGACGACGGCUGUGAUCGCUCUGCUGGAGGAGGUGCUGCGAGAUCCAGAUCUUCUGCCGCAGGAGAGGAAGGCCGCAGCUAACAUACUGAGUGCACUUUCUCAAGAAGAACAAGAUGAUUCACAGCUGAAGAUUGAGGACAUUGUGCACAUGUCCGACUGUCCAAGAGUCGAAUGCUUUGAGUCGCUGUCGGCGAUGGAACUAGCAGAACAAAUCACUCUACUGGACCAUAUUGUGUUCUGGAAUAUUCCAUACGAGGAGUUUCUUGGUCAAGGCUGGAUGAAAACGGACAAAAACGAAAAGACUCCAUACAUUAUGAAGACCAGUCAGCACUUCAAUAAUAUGAGUAAUCUGGUAGCGUCUCAGAUCAUGGCUCCUGCAGACGUGAGCUCCAGAGCCGCAUCCAUUGAGAAGUGGCUAGCCGUGGCUGAUAUAUGUCGCUGUCUCAACAACUACAACGGCGUGUUAGAGAUCACAUCCGCACUGAACCGCAGCGCCAUCUACAGGCUAAAGAAAACGUGGGCCAAGGUUUGCAAACAGACCAAGGCACUUAUGGACAGAUUGCAGAAGAUAGUUUCAUCUGAAGGGAGGUUUAAGAAUUUACUCAGCAGCUGUAACCCUCCAUGUGUGCCCUAUCUGGGCAUGUACCUGACGGAUUUGGCGUUUAUCGAGGAGGGAACGCCCAACUUCACAGAGGAGGGUCUCGUCAACUUCUCUAAAAUGAGGAUGAUCUCACACAUAAUACGAGAGAUCCGACAGUUUCAGCAGGCGCCCUACAGGAUUGAUCUGCAACCCAAGGUAACACAGUUCCUCCUCGACAAGACUCUUGUAAUGGACGAGGACACACUUUAUGAAUUAUCUCUUAAGAUUGAGCCAAGACUCCCUCCUGCCAACUAAACCUAAUGAUAAUGUUUACAACCAGACUCAGAUAUCAAAAAAACUUUUUAUAGUCAGUUUGUGGGAAUCUAAACUUGCAUCUGAACUGAAGUCUGUCCACUAUAGAAACGACAACCUAUCCAUAUAUUACUUUCAUUCAAUUUUGUAUCAUCUUUUUUUUUUUUUUUGCUGUAAACUCAGGUUUAAAUGUGCCUUUUUGUAAAUAUGAUGUACAGUUUCAUAGUGCAUAUUUCUAGCAUGAUGCAUUUUAAUAAUUUGAUAUUUUUUUUACCUGAAUGCACAAUAUCAGUUAAAGUCUGAUCAUUCCUUUACUAUAAUGAGAAUGUGUAUGUGCAAACAUAUGUUCAGAUGUCAAAAAUGUGUGUGAUUUGAUGUUCGCUGGUCCAAUUUUGACAAGCAAGUUUCUCAGUCAAUCUGCCCGCAUGUAUGACAGUCAUGUCAGUACUUUGAUCCACUGGAGUUCGCUGAAAUGUCAAAGCUCAACCAAGCACGUUUACGGUUUAGCAAAAGAAAUAUAUUUUUACAUUUGUCAUUUGUUAAUAUUAGGUGUCAUCUGUUUACACAGCAUGUUGCAAUGAGGCUGCAUUUGCUCAUUUAGCAUGUUUCUGUUUGUAGAAUUUUUUUGAUAUUUUCUGGCAUGUGUGUGCAUGAAUCUGUACUUAAUCAUAUUCUUAAUUCUUCUUUAAAACAUUUUUGUCUCUAACUUUUGGAUUAACAAUAGCAGAUUUGAAGCAUUUGUUACAUAUAUUCUACACUUCAGAAAUACUGUGAUGGUACCAUGAAACAGUGACUUUUGUACACUUUUGUACUGAUUUAUUACCAUAUCUGUGUACUAUGGUAUUAUACACCUUACUCCAUACUAUGUUAUGUGCAGAAAAGAUACUUUUUGGCUGAUGCAGAAGAAGUGGUUUAUUGUUGAUUUUGAUAUGAGCAGGGAAUCAUUCACUAGUUUACAGUUUUUGGUUGUUUUCAUAAAGUUUACUCCACCCAGCUGUAUCAUGACAGUAAUUCAAUUUUACACAAAUGUUUAAGUGGGCAUUUAAGUCUGUUUUUGUACAAAGAGAAAUAGUUGUUGUUUAAUUCAAACAUAGAUUCAGCACAGUGUCCUGUUUAUUUAAUUGGGUAUAUAUUCAUUUAUUUUAACUUUUACCUGGAACUUAUUGAUGUUGUAAACAUAGGCAGCCCUGCAUUGUUGUUUUUUAUUUAAAUAAUGCUGUUGACUCAUGCACACUUUCUAAAGAAGGGUCUUUUUUCCAUAAUUGAUUUCACAUCUUUUUCAGUCAAUGACAUAAAUGUUCUGUACAUUUAUCCAUAAUGUAGCUGUAACCUUUGAAAU